AUGGAUGACUUGAGAUAUGUCUUCAGAUACAUCAAUGACUUAUGUAUCAUAAUCUCAGCUGUCCGUAACGAACAAGUGUUUUCAAAUCCAACACAUAGGAUAAGAGUCACGCGAGUAACCUCAAAGGAUGGCUGGCUUCUUUACCUCACGUACGCAGCGCGAGAAGCGAUCAUUAUGAACUCACCCUCGACUCAAUCGCAUUUGUUCAUGAAAAAGACGACUAUUUUUAAUCUGUGCGUUGUUCAAACAAAAAUAUGCGACAUCCAGCAGAAAACAGAAAGGCGAGAAUGCCGUUUUUCACAACUCACCUCAACUUGA
Necator americanus (New World hookworm) is the source of this 318-nucleotide messenger RNA. RefSeq lists its product as uncharacterized. NCBI's taxonomy places the organism in Eukaryota, Metazoa, Nematoda, Chromadorea, Rhabditida, Ancylostomatidae. The record is from RefSeq and is a predicted model, not a curated record. The transcript has 4 exons. Bases 1 to 318 code for a protein of 105 amino acids.